Messenger RNA from Symbiodinium pilosum, 1317 nucleotides. NCBI's taxonomy places the organism in Eukaryota, Dinophyceae, Suessiales, Symbiodiniaceae. The record is from the annotation of a GenBank genome assembly.
GUGAAUGGCACAAGUGUGGGCCAUCUCCAGGACCCCAGCAGCCUUGACUUCCUCCUUGAAGUCCGCUUCGGCGGUGAUUUCUUGCAGCGGUUGGUCACGGAGACGACAAAAGCCUUGGCAGGACUUCUGGAGAAUGCGAAGCAAGGUUUGGAUGCCGUGAAGGAUGCCCAGAAGUAUGAAGAACAACGCAGGGCCUUGAACAAGGCGGUGAACCAAGCAGCGUUGCAGAGGGACCAGAAAGAGCUGGAGCUUAGAGAGAGAGGUGCGGAACAGAAACAGGCCGAGCAGCAUCUGGAGAAUGCCGCCGAAGAUCCACAGUGCCAAGCAGCGAAAGCAGAGUACUACAACAAGUCUGCGCAGCUGCGCGAUGAUUUCUUGACAAAGAAGAGCGUGUUUGACAUGGGUUUGCAGCAGAAGCAGGACCAAAAGAUCCAGAAAUGCAGACCCCUGGAUCAACUGCUGGAUGCCUCAACCAAGCGCAAGCUGAAAGUAGCGCAGGGCAACGUGGACCGUGCUCAACGAAAAGUCGAUGGCUUUCAGCAUGACAUCAACAACAAGCAGAAGGAGUUGGAGGAAGCAACGCGCAAGGCAGAACACUGCAACUGGUUUGAGAAGCCUUCCAGAAGCUGGGCGGUCACUUCCACAUCGGCGCAACUUCAGGCGCUAGUAUCUGCGAAGGAGAUAGCCACAGGAUACCUGCAAUCGGCCAAGCACACACUACAGGGUCUUGAAGCUAUAGUGGAUCCCAUCAAGGAUGCCGCUGCUUCGGCGUGUCAACUGGCCAUGCAGGCCUUGACCGACUUUCAGAGCGGACCUGAAUUUCAGGCAGUACUGGCAGCUCAGCAGCAGUUGCAAAGUUUCGCGAAGACUCUCAACGAGUGGCCUGUUUAUCAGAAGGUGCUUGCAGCGGUUAGAGAGCAAGCUUCUGCGCGUUUGACGGGCUUGACACAACAGCUUCAAGCGCUGGGCCAGGAAUUGCGCAAGCAUCAGGAUGAGGCCUCCAUGGCAAUGAAGAACUUCAAAGACUUCCUGGAUGGUGAGCUAAGUAAAGCCUACGACAAAGCGCUCGAGGCUUUGCGCGGUAAUCGGAACAAUACAUUCCACAUCAAGAACAUGGAGUUCAGGACCAUGCUCAAAGACUUCCUCCUCCAUGGCGCGGUCAACGGCACACUUGAUAUGGAGAUUGAAGGGAAGCAGAAAACAAAGGAGUUUCGCGUCAAUCUUUGGGACCUUCCCGCCUUCGAGAAGGAGCUGGCCGGCUUUGCACAUCACUUCGUCAAUUCCCUGGACGGUGCUCAAGAUGCUGAGGUGCCAUGA